Tachyglossus aculeatus (Australian echidna) is the source of this 3359-nucleotide messenger RNA. It is a transcript of the gene AP3M1, whose product is annotated as adaptor related protein complex 3 subunit mu 1. Gene Ontology annotation, cellular component: clathrin adaptor complex; cytoplasmic vesicle. The record is from RefSeq and is a predicted model, not a curated record. NCBI's taxonomy places the organism in Eukaryota, Metazoa, Chordata, Mammalia, Monotremata, Tachyglossidae. Gene Ontology annotation, biological process: endocytosis; intracellular protein transport. Bases 90 to 1346 code for a protein of 418 amino acids. The transcript is spliced from 9 exons.
UGGACACCCCAACCGGCGGGGUCCUCCACGCCGCCCCGGCCCCGUCGCGGAGCCCGCCCUGCGCCAACGCGGACCCGCUGCCCCCGAAAAUGAUCCACAGUUUGUUUCUCAUCAACUGCUCGGGAGACAUAUUCCUGGAGAAGCACUGGAAAAGCGUUGUGAGCCAAUCAGUCUGUGACUAUUUCUUUGAAGCUCAGGAGAAAGCUGCUGAUGUUGAGAAUGUGCCACCUGUAAUCUCAACACCUCACCACUACCUCAUCAGUAUCUACAGGGAUAAGCUUUUUUUUGUGUCCGUCAUUCAGAGUGAAGUGCCACCUCUUUUUGUAAUUGAGUUCCUUCACCGGGUUGCUGACACUUUCCAGGAUUACUUUGGUGAAUGUUCAGAGACUGCAAUUAAGGACAAUGUGGUCAUAGUUUAUGAGCUCUUGGAGGAAAUGUUAGAUAAUGGAUUUCCACUCGCAACUGAGUCCAACAUCCUGAAAGAACUUAUUAAACCCCCAACAAUUCUACGCUCUGUCGUCAAUUCUAUCACAGGCAGCAGUAAUGUGGGAGAAACCCUCCCCACCGGCCAGCUCUCCAACAUUCCGUGGCGCCGGGCUGGUGUAAAGUACACCAACAAUGAAGCCUAUUUUGAUGUCAUUGAAGAAAUAGAUGCAAUUAUAGACAAAUCAGGUUCCACAGUCUUUGCAGAAAUUCAAGGAGUUAUCGAUGCUUGCAUCAAGCUGUCUGGAAUGCCUGAUCUUUCCCUUUCCUUCAUGAAUCCAAGGCUUCUAGAUGAUGUCAGUUUCCACCCUUGUAUUCGGUUUAAGCGCUGGGAAUCCGAACGAGUUUUGUCAUUUAUCCCUCCAGAUGGAAGCUUUCGACUGAUCUCCUACCGCGUCAGCUCGCAAAAUUUGGUGGCAAUUCCAGUGUACGUCAAACACAACAUCAGCUUUAAGGAAAACAGUUCCUGUGGUCGAUUUGAUGUUACGGUUGGACCAAAACAAAAUAUGGGGAAAACAAUUGAAGGAAUCACAGUGACGGUUCAUAUGCCAAAAGCUGUACUUAAUAUGAAUCUCUCUCCAACCCAAGGCAGCUACACAUUUGAUCCAGUCACCAAGGUGUUAACGUGGGAUGUUGGAAAAAUCGCCCCGCAGAAGCUCCCAGGUCUUAAGGGAAUGGUGAAUUUACAAUCUGGAGCCCCCAAACCCGAAGAGAAUCCAAGUCUAAAUAUUCAGUUCAAGAUCCAGCAACUAGCUAUUUCAGGCCUGAAAGUCAACCGUCUUGAUAUGUAUGGGGAGAAAUAUAAGCCAUUUAAAGGAGUCAAAUACAUCACCAAAGCAGGAAAAUUCCAAGUGCGGACAUGAGAAGAUACCGUCACCCCUUAAGGCGUGCUGAUGUUUUCUGAGUAUCGUUGAAAUGUAUGCUUAAUGACUUAGGUGGCUCUUAGGUUCCAGAAGGAUAAUAUACACGUUAAAGCAUUUGCGUACAACUACUUCCAUAAAAAGGUGGCUUACUAAUUGGUGUAGCUUUCUUAAAUAGCUUUAAGCUAAGGAAACUUUUCUAAUGAUGUUGCCUAUUUUUUCCUUUUUUUUUUUUUAAACAAAAAAUUUCAAAGGUGACCAUUUAGUAAGAUGCUACACUCAGUUACAGAGCAUAAUCAGGAGCAUGGAGAACUAAGAUAAAUAAGAACAAAAACGACCUACUGGAGUAAGCCACGUAGCUGCGACUGUCUUUUGCCAAGGCGGAAAUGCUGAUUUUCUGAUCUAAGUUGUGUGCUGAAGGGUGUAACUGAUCCUUAUAUUUCUGAUCUCGUCCAUCCCAUAGAAAUGUCUUUCCUGAAGCAGGCAAAUUCCUUCCCACAGAAGUUUACAGAAAACUGCCUCUUCAAGUGUUUGCCUUACUCAGCUUUUCACUUGUGCCAUUAGCAAGCGAGGUGGUUAAAGUCCCUUUACAAUCAUCCUGGCAAGUAGGGUUGCUUCAUUCUCACUGUACUUGCUAUUGUAUUUUUUAUAAAGGAGAUUUUUACGUCAAGCUUAGACUUUGAUUUACAGAGAUCUUGCUGCAGUAAAUGUACCCGAGUUUGUGCCAUCAGUUCAGUUCUUAGAUAUCACUGUAAGCAAACAUUUAUAUCAUAGGGGAUGCAUGCUUUAUCAAGAUAAAGGGAACACUACUUUGGCAUUUAUGAAGUUGCAAGCACAAGCUUAUGAGCUCUUCAAAAAAGAAGUUAGUACCCUAAAAGGCACAGUAGCAGCAGAGAACUUGCCACUUAAAUGUUUUGUAAAUUAGCCGAAAAUUGCUUUAACCAGAGGCUUCCUUAAUAUUUAACCCACUCUGGUCUUGGCAUUAACAAAGGACAAGUGUGCCUGCCAAAAUUUCAACUCCAAGUACCCUAGUUUAAAAAAGAAAUCCUUAAUGUGUGGCGUUUGGUAAAGCAGGGAGCUAUCUCUGUGUAAUAUGUCAACUGGCAGCUCACGGGUAGUUCAAUAUAAGAGGCUUGUCUAACCCACUGCUUUCUCUGGGGUUCGGCCUGGUUCAGCGUGGAUGAAUGGGGAAGUUUAAGGACGGAGUCACCACAACUGUCCUUUGUUGCCUGUUCUUGCACUGCAGUGACGGAAUAGCAACCUCACUCUCCUUCGGUCUGUUUCCAUGUUCCCCCUAACUGUCCAGACCAUACUUUAAUGCAGUUAAGAUGACUUAUUUGCCUACCUUUCUCUGGGCCCGCUCCCAUUCCCUGUCCGGCACCGGAUUUGGUAACCGCUUGGGGUGGGGCUGGAUGCUGUAGUGCCCUGUACCAGUGUCUUCAGCUCCAGCUGCUGUGCGAGGUUGUGUCCCCCAACCUGACAUUUUCCCCACUCCAGGUGCAGAUGCCACAUUGGAUGUCCUACUCCCCACCCCAGCCACCUAUAGAUUAACACAUCUCACCCUUCUUGGUUCAUGGGCUUUGCCUCUUUCACACUGCCCCCAUCCUUUAAAUCGAGAUGUUUCCUUUCCCCACAGGGUGACCUCUUGACUCAACUACCUCUUCCCGGUUCUCUGUUCAGCAUUGUUCUUCACAGUCUCUUACGACUUUUGAGAUACUGCCCUUGGCCCGCUCUCCCUCCUAUGGUGGCUGCAGCCCUGAUACCAUUUGCUGACUUUGUCUAUUCACGUCUUCCUCCCGUGCCUUUUCUCUCAUAAUCCCCAAGUCCCUUGGGCCCCAAGUAAUCCCCCUUGCCUCUCACUUUUCUUUCCAGAAAGCCUUUUCCUACCAGUCGUUUCCCCUUUGUGUUUUUAAGUUAAUGAAUUAUUUGUCAGCAUUAGAUAGCUCCUUGAAACAGGACUUCCCUUACGUGUUUGUACAGGACUGUGUACGCUAUCAAUAAAGACAUGGAAGCAAU